Molecule: messenger RNA, 495 nt
Organism: Suillus fuscotomentosus
Lineage: Eukaryota; Fungi; Basidiomycota; Agaricomycetes; Boletales; Suillaceae
Product: cyanate lyase C-terminal domain-containing protein
Exons: 7
Coding region: 1-495 (164 amino acids)
Molecular function (GO): DNA binding; cyanate hydratase activity
Source: RefSeq, a predicted model, not a curated record
AUGUCUCAAGCCGCUACCGUCUCAUCAAACAACCUGCCCUAUGCCGACCUGCCCCCGAUUGUGGCAGCACUCUUCGAGGCUAAAGCAAAGAAAGGGUUGUCCUUUGAGGCUAUUUCUAAGGCAAUCGGAAGAGAUGAGAUCUGGGUAGCUGCGGCUUUCUAUGGACAGGCCAAAAUGUCUCCUGAGGAGCUUGUAGCUGUCGCCAAUGUCCUGGACAUCCCCAUUGCUAACGUCCAGAGUGAGCUUGGUUCCCACUGGUGGCCUAACCGUGGUGGCCUUGGACCUAUGCCCCCCACCGAUCCCGUCCUCUAUCGUCUAUACGAGAGUGUCCUCGUGUAUGGUCAUGCAAUCAAGGCUGUCGUCCAUGAGAAGUUUGGCGACGGCAUCAUGUCCAUGAUCGACUGCAAAGUUAACGUUACCAAAAAGCCGGACCCAAAGGGUGACCGUGUUGUUUUGACCUUUGAUGGCAAGUUCUUGCCUUACGCAAAAUGGUAG